GGAUGGUGUGUAGUAAGUGAAGGGGGCGGAGGAGGGGAGGAGAGCGCAGCUCUGCUACUACGUCAGUGCACAUCACAGGAGCACACAGGACCUUUUUGCUUCAAGUACUCGGGGUGACUCCCUGCACAGCAAAAAAAGAAAAAGAAAAGCGAAUUCCGUUCACCCUGAAACGCGCUGACCUUCCCUCCAAAAGGAUUUGCUCUUUGAGUGAACGGUGGCCGAAGCCCAACAACAGCAGUGCAGUGGAGCAGGGAGCUGUCCGCGGUGCUGAAUUCAUCAGCUAACUGAAAUCCCCAUUGCACACUCAUGUGCUUGGGCCGCUCCUGAUACCUCCCAUUCCUAGCAGCAACAGACCACCACCUCAACGCAUCCAAGAUGGACGACGACGGACGCUACAGAGACAACCGCUCAGACUUCAUCCGCGGCGCCAAGGACAUUGCCAAAGUGGCCAAAAAGCAGGUAGGCAAGAAGGUGGGGCGCGGCAUGGACAAAAUGACCGAUGAGUACACCAAGCGUUCCUAUAAGCGUUUCGAGGAGGAAGACGAUGAAGACUACGCUGGUGUGCCAAGCAACGACGAUGGAUAUUACCGCAACGACAGCCGGGCCAAUGACGAUGAAGGCCACAGCGACUCCACUGAAGGACAUGAUGAGGACGAUGAGAUCUAUGAAGGCGAGUACCAGGGCAUCCCGAGGGCCGACUCAGGCAAGGCUGGCAGCAUGGACGGCGUGACGGACGCCCAGGCGCAGCAGUUCAGGGAUCUGUCGGCUUACGAGGGCGAGAGGAGGAAAGACCAGGAGGAGCUGGCCCAGCAGUACGAGACCAUCCUGCAGGAGUGCGGCCACGGGAAGUUCCAGUGGACACUCUACUUUGUCCUGGGGCUGGCGCUGAUGGCAGAUGGCGUGGAGAUCUUUGUGGUCGGCUUCGUGCUGCCCAGUGCGGAGAAGGACAUGUGUCUAUCCGAGCCCAACAAGGGCAUGCUGGGUCUGAUUGUUUACCUGGGGAUGAUGGUCGGGGCGUUUGUAUGGGGCGGCCUGGCGGAUCGGAUUGGCCGACGGCAGACCCUCCUCAUCUCCCUCUCCAUCAACAGCGUGUUCGCCUUCUUCUCGUCCUUUGUCCAGGGAUACAGCUCUUUCCUGUUCUGCCGCCUGCUCUCUGGCGUGGGCAUUGGUGGCUCCAUCCCCAUUGUGUUUUCCUAUUACUCUGAGUUUCUGGCCCAGGAGAAGCGAGGAGAGCAUCUGAGCUGGCUCUGCAUGUUCUGGAUGAUCGGUGGUAUCUACGCCUCCGCCAUGGCCUGGGCCAUCAUCCCACAUUAUGGCUGGAGCUUCCAGAUGGGCUCGGCCUACCAGUUCCACAGCUGGCGCGUCUUUGUGCUGGUGUGUGCCUUCCCCUCUGUGGCGGCCAUCUCUGCCCUCACCACCAUGCCUGAGAGCCCCCGCUUCUACCUGGAGAAUGGGAAACACGAUGAGGCGUGGAUGAUUCUGAAGCAGGUCCACGACACCAACAUGAGGGCCAAAGGCUACCCAGAGAGGGUUUUCUCUGUGACCACCAUCAAAACAGUGAAGCAGAUGGAUGAACUGAUGAACAUGGGCGAUAACACCGCCUGGCAUGAGAAAUGGAAGCUAAAGCUCUCUGCGCUUUUCCAUCAGGUGUGGCAUAAUUUCCAGGCUGUUUUCUCUCCUGAGUACCGCCGCACCACCUACAUGAUGAUGGCUGUGUGGUUCUCUAUGUCCUUCAGCUACUACGGUCUGACAGUGUGGUUCCCCGAUAUGAUCAAGUACCUGCAGAAGCAGGAGUACUCUUCCCGCACCAAGGUUUUCGUCAAGGAGAAAGUAGAACAUGUCACCUUUAACUUCACCCUGGAAAACCAGGUCCACCGCCAGGGAGAGUACUUCAAUGACAAGUUUAUGAACCUGAGAAUGAGGUCUAUGGUGUUUGAGGACUCGCUGUUUGAGGAGUGUUACUUUGAGGACAUCACCUCCAGCAACACCUUCUUCAAGAACUGCACCUUCAUUGCCAGCAUCUUCCACAACACAGAUCUCUUCAAGUAUAGGUUGGUUAACUGCAGGCUCAUCAACAGCACUUUCAUGAACAACAAAGAGGGCUGCCUGCUAAGUGACGUCAGUGAUGACAACAAUGCCUACAUGGUCUACUUUGUCAGUUUCCUGGGCACCUUGGCUGUGUUGCCGGGCAACAUUGUCUCCGCGCUGCUCAUGGACAAGAUCGGACGGUUGAGGAUGCUAGCGGGUUCCAGUGUGAUAUCUUGCAUCAGCUGUUUCUUCCUGUCCUUUGGCAACAGCGAGUCAGCCAUGAUUGCUCUGCUCUGCCUGUUCGGGGGAAUCAGCAUCGCCUCCUGGAACGCCCUGGAUGUGCUGACUGUCGAGCUCUACCCCUCUGACAAGAGAACCACAGCGUUUGGCUUCCUCAACGCCCUCUGUAAACUAGCGGCUGUGUUGGGCAUAAGCAUCUUCACCUCGUUCGUUGGUAUAACCAAGGCUGUGCCCAUACUCUUUGCCUCGGGGGCACUGGCGGCGGGGAGUUUUCUGGCCCUCAAACUACCAGAGACGCGGGGCCAGGUGCUGCAAUAGUGUGGCGCCAACAACUUUCCGGGGGGCAGAAGAGUUUUCACCACACUGUGAACGAACAGCUCAAGAGCCCUCCAGAUCCUACUCUCUAACCCCUCCCCCCAAGUAAAGUUUGUGCACAUAACACAAGCGACACAGAUGUACUGAGCUGUAAAUACUUGAGAUUGGUGAUUAUUUGAUAGGUACCCCUCCAUGCUAUAUAUAUAUAUAUAUAUAUAUAUAUAUAUAUAUACACAUACAUAAGUGGAGCUGUGACAAAACAUUAUAAUGCCUGAAUAAGCUUUGAGCUGAUUGAGACAAAUUAUUCAUGAUUGCUCAGAACUGGUGCCAAUGAUAACAUGAGGAAAACAUAAUGUUAAGUUAUUCAGUAGGAGCGUGUCAUUUUAUAUCCCUGGAAUACAACAGUACAUUUAGAUUUGCCCCCACCCAAUACAAGUACAUGCACCUGGGGUCGGAGGUCAGGUCAUGGGGGCUCUUGAUAAUGAGCCAUGCAAAUAGACUCAUAGAAAUGACCACUAGCCAUUGUCGCAGAGUUCUCUGUAGUCACCUCCAUUCUUCUGAGCAAAUUCAACUCACCUUUCAAGUCUUAAAUACGUUGCCAUUGUUGGACGUAGAAUCAAGAAUUUGACAUUUUAUGCCUUGAUUUGAAGCAUUUUUGACUUUGCGGGGUAAAACCAAGACACAACCUCUCUUGGCUUUCUCUUUAACAAUGACCUGUCCUCAUUCUUUAUCUCCCAAAGGUCUAGUGUUAGUGUACAGACUGCCAUUUUAUAGAUUAUAGAACAUUCCAGGUUUGCUUUUGUUGUUGUUAGACUGCGAUAAGGAGAUAAAUCAAGUUUUUUCCCUUUAAGACAUAGUUUUUUGAUCACCUCCGAACAUGUCACGGGUCAUCAUUCAAAGAUAAUUCACUGUCAUGAUUGCCAUUUCAUCACAAAGACGAAGCUAAUUCGUUGAAAUUUACAUUUGAAGCACAACCAUUAGCCAAUGUGAAUGUCCCGAACAUUUUCUUGCCUUGAUGAAAAUGUUCAGAAUCUCACUCUCAAUGUUCAUUUUUCAAUCAUACUGUAUAUCCCUUUGUAAGAAAUGCCUUUUUAGUACCUCUCCUCCCAGACUUACAGUGUGCCGGUCUCUUAUAAGAUAUGUUUUGGAGGGUGUUAUGCAUGUCACAAAGUAUGUAUGUAACUUUAUGAAAAUUGAGAGUAUACAACAUGUAGCCUAAACAGCAUUUUUGGACAUGUUACAUCUGCUCAUUGAUUGGUCGGGCCUACCUUGCCAUAAUAUUUAGAUCUUUCUGACCGAUAAAAGACAGUGCUUUUAUGCUGCUGUUGCUAACAGUGAGGAGUCUUACCCCACUCUCCUUAGAGCACACUGCACAACUUAAAUGAAAAUAUUCCUUUUAUUCACUUAAACCAUACUAUUACAUGUGAAAGCAAUCAAAAGCAUAAAAAAAAGAAAAGUUACACUGAAAGGCUACACUUUUAGUUUUGAUGGUUUUGUUGCAGGCGCAAAGUGUGUUAAGUGUGUAAGAGAUGACAGAUAAACUAUAAUCUAAUUCCUUGUAUGAACUGAAUGUUUAUAUUAAUGUGAGUGUGCUUCUUAGUGCAAUAUUGAACCUCUGCAAUAUUGAGAUUUUAUUUUAUUUUAUUUUAUUUAUUUAUUUGUGUUUAUUACCAUUUCACAUUUGGCAAACUCUAUCUUAUUGGUUAAUGGAUGUGGGGUAGUUGUCUUAUAUAGAUAACUGAACAUGGUGGGAUAUCAUACUGAACAUGCUCAACCUGUUUUUGCUCUUGGAUCAAGAAAGUGUGAAAGAAAUUCUGCACCCACAGUAAACACAGCAGAGUUUGCUCUAUUUUAUGUUUUCCUCAUUUGGGCACAGAACACGUUGAACAGUGAGGAUUAAUCGGAGUUGAGAAGGAUUAUUCUGCUAAUGAGGGGUAUGAAUUUGGAGUGCACUGGGACCUCGUGUUUACUUGUGCUUCAUUAUACAAACGUAGCUAGAUACAACAUGAGAUUCACCUUAGAGAACUCACUGCCAAGGGCUGAUUGUCAUAUAUCCCACACAGGUAACAGCACAGAGUGUUGGUGAGAAUUAUUGCCACAUUCCCCUGAUCUAGAAAAGUAAGAGUGAUAUGUUCACAAUUGCAUGGCAAAAGAAAAGAAAAGAACAAACAAUCAUUGACAUGUCAGAUUAAUAAAAAAAAAAAGUUUUUGUCCAAACUGCCAUUUUGUAGGAUAGCAGCCAUACGUAGACUCAAGACAGUUGAAAAAAUAGACAACCCAUUGCACUAAGUGUACACUGUCGUACAUGCACAAUUGUGAAUGCCUUGAGUUCUUCAAGGCACGUCCUGAUGCAGCCUUGCUAGAAAUUUAAUGAAAAACCAGGGGAGUGUUUAGCAAGCGCACAAAGACCAAAACCUACCAAAUGACAAUAUUGUGAACAUGAGUGCAGUUGUGAACAUAGGUGCUUCGAGCUUUGAUGACUUGCCCCUUACAUUUCACCUCUCAAACUAUCUCACACUAAUCUAAUUUCAAAUUUGACAUCUGACCCAUUAUCUAUGAGUGUGCCAUGGGUACCACCUCUCAUUAAUUAUUGCCAAAUAUUUUGUAUGGCCUGAGUUUACACAUUACACCAUCAAUUCUCUGUUAUAGAUAUGAAUAUAUGUAAAUAAAAAUAACAUAAUGUAACUAAUAAGAUAGCUCUUCAAACCUUCUGACCCCUGGAAAUAUAUUAUAUUGCAGUCUGUCUUUGUAGGUUUUCAGCCAUUGGUCAUGUUAAACAAGAAGAACUGGACUUAUUGCUGUAUGUGGUAAUUAAGAUUUUAUUUUCACAACUCAUCUGAGAACUUGUCUUUAGGAGUCCAGGUGCUCUUGUUUUAAAACUGCGAGAAAUAAUGGCUUCAGAAGCCGAACUUGCCAGCAAGUCAGAAAGCAAAAUUUGCCCAGAUUCCCUCGUAAAAGCACACUGAUAGUAUAUAAAUGCACAUUAACUGUACAAAUAUAAAAGCUAAGCAUCAGCAGUUCUAUUCUCUGUAUGUUGUCCUGUAUCACCCAUGGAAAUAAGAACAACGAUGUCAAGAAAACUGUUGUAUUUGUUCAACAUGGAAUGCUGUUAAAAUGCUAACCUGUCUCAGUGACUCAAUUCAGGCUCCGUCCAAGUCAAGAUUGUCUCUGGUAGAUACAUAUCUUAGCUUAUGUUACAGGGUUUUUUUUGUAUAAUUAACUUGUUGCCUGAGCAACCGGCAGUUGUGAGUGCAAAAAGUUAACAAAGCAAUAAGUGUUUGGGUAAUUGUCUCUAAUUCUCUCCUUUGAAGCUAUUGGGAAUUGGAGGGCAUUACUAUACGCUGGCCUCGUCCACUAAAAUGCUGAAUGUUGGCUUAGUAAUGACACAGGACUAAACAGCUAACAUUCGUGUGUACUCUCUAAAACAACCCUAGGUCUUGAGGCUUUUGUCAAUAAGAUUUCAUCGCCAUUAAAUAAAUGUAACAAAAAAAUUAUCACCUUGGUCAUUGUACUGUGCUGUAGAAACUGUAGUUGAUUGUUUGUAAGUAUAGAAACUGUCUGUGGAACCAUAAAUAUAAAAAAAAGUUAUAAAAAAGAAGUGUAAAUGAACAAUGAUGUAUGUUGUCUUUGAUUUUGUGCAUUUUGUAAAUGAGAAUGAAAUAUAAGUAAAUACCUUAAUGUUAAAUACCAGUUAUGAAUCAUAGGUAGCCUAAAUGUGACAACAUCAGUUCUGUUUAAAGGUGUGUGAGAUUUUUUCUUAUAUUUUCGCAUUGUUGAUUUUUGAUUGGGUUUGCACUAGGUGGUGCAACUGACCCUUUGGAAUCACAAUGGAUAACAAAGAACCAUGACGAAUAAACAAGUGGAAAAAAAUAUAA
Seriola aureovittata is the source of this 6458-nucleotide messenger RNA. RefSeq names its product synaptic vesicle glycoprotein 2A (gene sv2a). The transcript is spliced from 13 exons. Gene Ontology annotation, biological process: chemical synaptic transmission; transmembrane transport. Gene Ontology annotation, molecular function: transmembrane transporter activity. The coding region runs from base 376 to 2586 and encodes 736 amino acids. The record is from RefSeq and is a predicted model, not a curated record. Gene Ontology annotation, cellular component: membrane. Lineage: Eukaryota; Metazoa; Chordata; Actinopteri; Carangiformes; Carangidae.